AUGACCGUGCGUGAGGCCCUGAACGCAGCAAUGGAGGAGGAGAUGCUGCGGGACGAGAACGUCUUCAUCAUCGGUGAGGAGGUCGCCCGGUACAACGGUGCCUACAAGGUCACCAAGGGUCUUCUCGACAAGUUCGGUGAGAAGCGUGUCGUGGACACGCCUAUCACCGAGAUGGGUUUCGCUGGUCUUGCCAUCGGUGCUGCCUUCGACGGUCUCAGGCCAAUUUGCGAGUUCAUGACUUUCAACUUCGCCAUGCAGGCUAUUGACCAGAUCGUGAACUCUGCUGGCAAGACCCACUACAUGUCGGGUGGUGUUCUCCCUUGUCCUAUCGUGUUCCGUGGUCCCAACGGUGCUGCCGCCGGUGUCGCGGCCCAGCACUCACAAGACUACGCCUCGUGGUACGGUCAGGUCCCUGGUCUCAAGGUCGUCAGCCCUUGGAACGCGGAGGACUGCAAGGGUCUUCUCAAGUCUGCCAUCCGGGACCCCAACCCCGUUGUCUUCCUCGAGAACGAGCUGAUGUACGGUGUGACCUUCCCCAUGUCCUCGGAGGCGAUGUCGGACGGCUUCCUCCUCCCCAUCGGCAAGGCCAAGGUCGAGCGCGAGGGUAGCGACCUCACCAUCGUUGCGCACAGCAAGAUGGUCGGCCACAGCAUGGAGGCUGCUGAGGAGCUCGCGAAGGAGGGCAUCAAGGCGGAGGUUAUCAACCUGCGCAGCAUCCGCCCUCUCGACAUCGACACGAUCAAGAAGUCGGUCAAGAAGACCAACAGGCUUCUCGUCGCUGAGGGUGGCUACCCUGCGUUCGGUGUUGGCAGUGAGAUCUGCGCCCAGAUCGUCGAGAGCGAGGCGUUCGACUACCUCGAUGCGCCCGUUGAGCGUGUAACUGGUGCCGAUGUCCCCACUCCUUACGCCGUCAACCUUGAGGGCCUCACCUUCCCCGACACCAGCGUCAUUGUCAAGGCUGCGAGGCGUGCUCUUUACAGGAGCAACUAG
Trametes versicolor FP-101664 SS1 is the source of this 990-nucleotide messenger RNA. RefSeq names its product thiamine diphosphate-binding protein. Gene Ontology annotation, molecular function: pyruvate dehydrogenase (acetyl-transferring) activity. The record is from RefSeq and is a predicted model, not a curated record. Gene Ontology annotation, biological process: pyruvate decarboxylation to acetyl-CoA. NCBI's taxonomy places the organism in Eukaryota, Fungi, Basidiomycota, Agaricomycetes, Polyporales, Polyporaceae. Bases 1 to 990 code for a protein of 329 amino acids. The transcript is spliced from 6 exons.